Messenger RNA from Medicago truncatula (barrel medic), 870 nucleotides. RefSeq lists its product as uncharacterized. The transcript has a single exon. Bases 1 to 870 code for a protein of 289 amino acids. NCBI's taxonomy places the organism in Eukaryota, Viridiplantae, Streptophyta, Magnoliopsida, Fabales, Fabaceae. The record is from RefSeq and is a predicted model, not a curated record.
AUGGCAGUUUUCUCUAGAAACAAACGAAUCACUAACCUCUUCAACAACGACGCCAGAGCUCGACUCAUCAUCGUAGCUGAUCAAGACAAACUCAACUCUGGCGUCGUCGUAGAAGAAGGUAUUUCACUUUCUGCUCUAGUGCAUGGAUUCCUCGAAGAACACACUAAUGGCAACGAUGACUCGGUGGCUAACGAGUUCGACUCAGAUCGAGUCGACUCGUUCAACGAUUUCUUAGCUCUGAAGAGGCUAAACGAUGUGUUUUCAAACAAUGCACACAGUUACAAAACCACGCUUCUCAAACACGUUACAGAAGCUUCAGAAAACUUCGCAUUUUUUAAAGAGCGAAACGCUUCGAUUUUUCGGCGAAAAGUGGCGGAGUUUUUAAGAGAGGAAGGCCACGACGCGGCGGUUUGCGUCACUAAAUGGGAGCCUUACGACGGUGCUGUAACUGCCGGUAGUCAUGAGUUCAUCGAUGUGGUGCAAACACGAUCUGCCACUGCCACGUGGCGGUACUUCGUGGAUUUAGAUUUUCGCGCUCAAUUCGAAAUUGUGAAACCGACACGGCGGUACUCGGAGGUGUUGAAUUUAGUUCCUGGAGUGUUCGUCGGUGGUGAGAUUGAGCUGAAACGCACCGUUUCGAUAGUGUGUGAUGCGGUAAAGAGGUGUUUCAAGAGUAAAGAGGCUUCGAUUCCGCCGUGGAGGAAGAACCGGUUCAUGCAGAAUAAGUGGUUUGGACCGAGUAAACGAACCGUUAAUCCGGUUCAGGGAAAACCGGUGAGGGUGAACGGUGUUAGUUGUAGGUUGUUGGGUUUUGAUGAUGUGGUUAUGGAGAUUAGAAGGGGUGGAGGGGUUACUGUUCGUGCUAGAUGA